Messenger RNA from Gloeophyllum trabeum ATCC 11539, 1512 nucleotides. RefSeq lists its product as uncharacterized. The record is from RefSeq and is a predicted model, not a curated record. Lineage: Eukaryota; Fungi; Basidiomycota; Agaricomycetes; Gloeophyllales; Gloeophyllaceae. The transcript has 5 exons. Bases 1 to 1512 code for a protein of 503 amino acids.
AUGCCCUUCUGCAAUGGCCUGACGUCUACAGGCGAGGCAUGUCCUUGCCAGCGUUUUGUACCCCGGCAAAGGAAGAAGGGCAAGUCCGAGAAGUCGUCUACAAAAUGCGAAUGUCGGCAUCGUGAAAACUUGCAUGCUCUGGAGCCUGUUCGCCCCCCUCAGCUGGGCACCUCAGGGAAGACCACUGUAGCAGGAGUUGUUGACAUGUAUUCAGCUGAUCUUGGACGACUCCUCCACCCAACAAAGGCUACAGAGGAUGAGGCUAGGAAAGAGGCAAACACUGGGUUUCGCAAAGUUGUGAGGGAUGAUGAACGGCCUGUUAGUAAGGCGAGCAUGGGACGGGGUGGAGAUACUCGAUUUAAGGCCUCCGAGUCGGGACCGAAGCCAUCGAGAAAACUCUUAUCAAAGCCGGUGCCCUUUGGCCGUGUAGUCCUGUUGCCGUAUGGUGUCAAGUCCAAUAACAAGCUGCGCUCUCAAAAGGCCCCUUGGGGUUCGGCGGACUAUGAGAAACUGCAGAAGGCCGGCCUUGCUGCAAGCCGUGACGGCAACGAUGUCCUCAGUUUUUGCAAAGAAUGGAGCUCUCCCGCCAUCGAUGAGUGGCUGCGUCGUCUACUGCCCCACCCAUUUGAGUACCUGGAUGCUCGACAUGGUCAGCCUGAAGAAGGUCAAUACCAUUGGAAGCUUUUGAGCAGGUCUCGUAAGGUGAUGGACGUAGUAGAGAGGCCAGGAGAUAUCACUGGUCGUGAUAUGUUCAUGGUGCGUGGAGGGCCAGGGAAGAAUCGGGAUGAUUAUGUCGUGCAUUUCAGCUCUGUUCACAGGAUUCCCGGAUCGGUCUACUCGAAUUGGCAAGCUGCAAUGGGCCGAGUGAAGGAAGGCUUACCUGAGGCCAUCAAAAGGGGCGAGGAUCUUGGCGACCCGACUACUGAUGAGGAUGCGGACCUCAGUGACUCUGAGAAUGAAGGCUUCAGCAACCUGCCUUCUCAGCGUCCCAAGCCUCGCCCUGCAUACAAGGGAGUGAUUCCGGCGGCAGCUAACUUCAAGGGCAAGGGCCGCGCAGAACCAGGUUCCAGUUCUGGAAGUGAGGCUUCCACUGAUUUGGAGGGUGACGAUGACAGCGAGGAUGAAGAUGCAUGGAAGGCAGAUGAAGGUGCGAGUGUCUCCAAACCAGGCUAUAGCACCGGAGAAGAAGAAGACCUAGGCUGGCGAAAGUCGGAGAGGCUUCUAGGAAAGAGGAAAAGGUCAGACCAACAGAGUGGUUCCGAUGACGGGCUAGAGUCCGACGUAGAGUUUGUUGAGGGACCAAGCACCAAGAAAGCCCGUGCGUCUGGAUCCAACCAUACGGCCGUGUCCCCAAUCAAUGUCGACAACGACGAGUGGCUGCCUCUGUUCCUGCAGCCAGAUCCUCUUGCCCCAUCCGAGCCAUCUACAAGCAGCCAUAUUUCGGGGAACGUUGGGGUAGCAGGAUUAGAAUCGCCUGGUAAACCUCGUACUUGUCCUUGGCCAUCUAAGUAA